Messenger RNA from Achroia grisella, 7530 nucleotides. RefSeq lists its product as uncharacterized. The coding region runs from base 94 to 6138 and encodes 2014 amino acids. The transcript has 9 exons. The record is from RefSeq and is a predicted model, not a curated record. NCBI's taxonomy places the organism in Eukaryota, Metazoa, Arthropoda, Insecta, Lepidoptera, Pyralidae.
AGCGCCGUAGAAAAAUGUUUUGUAACUGUGAAUAGUUAUAGUGUAUUAUUAUAUUGAUAUUAAUUCUUAAUGUGAUCGAGUAUAUUGUGUAAGAUGGCCGACGGUGGUAAGAUGGCCGAGUUGGAGAAAUUCAAGAGACGCUUGGUCCGCACUGUGGCCAGGCUCCGACAACAGAAUAAACCAGAGGAGGAAUUGUGGGAACAACUUCAGAAGAACACCAAAUGUGAUUGCAAAUGGAUGUGGAACCGGAUGCGCACGUUGACUCUGAAGAGAUUGAAGCGCUUACUUCUAGCGGUGGACAAGCAGGAUAAUAUCACAGCUGUAGCGCGUAUGACGCUGACGGAUUGGAUGAUGUUCGAUUUCAUACUUGUGCACGAGGAUAUCGAUCUUACUGGCACGGAUUUGAACUUGAAGUCGGAGCCGUUGUGUCUAUUGGAGCUGUUCUCGCUGGUGCAGCGGUUCGGCGUGGAAGGUCGUUCUGGAAAUGAGCUGGCUUGUGCCUGGACCGCUGCCACUGUACACUAUAAUAGUCAAGGACGGCAAUGCUCACCGAUGCUGUUGCAGCGUCGUUGGUACCAGAUGAAGAAGCUGACCCGUGAGACCUUCUACAAAUUCUGGUUCACUUACCGUGGGAACCCUAAAUAUCUGGGGGAUGCUCGGGCUCAACACGCGCCUAGCAUACUGCAAAGUGCGAUCGCGAAACGUUACCCACACAUAAUUACCAAACCAUUUAUUCCAUGGCCGGAACUAAUAGAGAGACGGCUGGCAAUAUUACCAGAGGAAUUUGAAGUGAAAUUGAGAUCGUUGAAUGAUCCCUCCGACCUUCCUAAACCUUGUGAUGAAAACUCACCAGACGUCCUAAUAGUGGAACCAGAAAUAGAAGUAGUAGAUCUCCGAGUAGAUUCCGAAUCAGAAACAGAAUAUGAUGAAAGGGACAUAGUUAAUGAAGGGAACAAAUUAUUAUCCACGGCUGACAAAGAUGGCGAUUCGCUCGACUCAAGCUCAGCAGUAACACAAUCUGAUAUUCCUAAGUCAUCAACUAGUCUAAUUACCAACGUUAAAGUUGAACCAGAGGAAACAAAUACAGAUGAUUUAGACGAAUUAUCAGAUUGCGACGACUUAGCAACAACUAUUAUACCUUCAGACACAAUUAGUAAUAACAUUGAAAUUUCAAAAACAUUCAGUGCACAGGAGCAAGCUAUUAAAUGUUCUACAGAUUACCCAGCUCUUAAUGAUUCGGUAGAAAGCGCUUCUGAUCCUACAGAUGCACCAGAACCGAUUGUAAUGCCUUUAAUAACUAACGUAUUUGGAAAUGUCCAUAUUGAAAAUGAUGCGUUGGUUGAAAUAAGUAAUGCAUUAAAAUUAAAUUCUGAUAAACUAAAAGAUCCUACUGAAGUCCUGAAAAAGAGAGUAGAAACAAAAGUAACAAAGUCAGUAGAACAAGUAAAAAUUGUAGACGACAAUGAAGUAGAGGAAAUAGAUUUAGAAGGUGAUAUAAUUAGUAAUAUUCAUGUCAGUCAAUCAAUGAAUACUCCUGUUACCAAAGAUAAUUUAACAGAGAGCAAUGUAGACUUACAAAAUAUGCCGGCAAACAUUACAUUAAUGGAUGACGGUAUAGAAUUUGUAGAUGAUGGUAUAGUCUUAUUGGAUUGUGAGGAUACGGAUGUUGAAACCAAACCUAAUUUGGCAAUUAAAACUGAAGAUAUAAAGACAGAAUCCGACAUUGAAGAAAAUGAAGAAACACCAAAAUUUGACUUAAAACUUUUAAUGGAGCCCGUUGUGUAUACAACCAAAUUAGAUGACAUGAAAUACUUUAAGACAAACGACUUUGCAAAUGUUAAACAUCUAAUAAACAUAAAUGAUAUUAUCGUCGAAAGUAAACCUGUUAGUAUAAGAUCAGUAGGUAAUUCUGAUAAACAAAAAGCUAACGUCGAUAAACCCUCUUGUAAUAUUGAAGACAACUAUAUAAAUGAUGACUUACUUGAUAAUGCCUCUAUAACUAGCGAAUCGAGUGAAUGUGAAAAUGAUAAAAUACCUGAAAAUAUGAAACUGAGUAUGUCUAGUGGUUUAUUCCAAAAACCACGCACGCGUAACUAUACUUUUAUAAACCUGUGCAAAAAUCCUGAUUUUAAUACUAGGUUGAAAAGAUUAACUGUUGGGUUUUUAAGUUCUACUCGUAAUAGACAACUAUUAAAGGCCUGUAAGCCGCUGACAAUAGAUGUAAAUAAAAUUUUCGAAUCUAAACUUGUAAAUGAAACCAUGUAUUUAAAGUCACAGUCGUUACCAAAUGUUGUUAAGACCGUAACUAGUGAUGUGGUAGAGGAGUCUAGUACCUCAGGCGAGCAAACUACAACUGUUCUACCAUCUGCAAUGUCUGUCCAGAGCUUAAUUGAUAACACGAAAAUGAAUAUGGCAGAUUUAUUGCCUGUAACCAAAGACAUUAAUGAACAACCUACUCAAGAUAUCAACAAAGAUAUACACGAUUUAUGUGAAAGAAAGAAAAUAAUUAAUUUACCCGAUAUCGAAAAUGUUCGUAGGAUAAAUCAAAAACUCCUUAUUGCUGAAGUUACGCCGAUUCAAUCACGAAUACAAAAUGACAGAGGUGUAACUCCUCCAGUUCAAAUUGUUCCACAAGAUGGAUCAUCAAAUAUAAAGUUUCAAGAAAAGUCUAAAUCAGAUAAAUCUAUUUCUUUUGUUUCACAAUCUGAGAAUAAAGCUUCUAGUAUGGAGAUGUCUCACUCUUAUGCGAGAAAAAAUAUUUCCAGUAACAAACUACAAAGAAAACCUAAUGAUUCAAAAUCGGUUACCGAAUGUACUUAUAGGAAAGACACUAAUUUUAAUGUGAAUAAAAAAGUAAAACAAAUGGAUAAAAAUGUUGCACCCUGGAUGCCAAGAUUUGCAACAUCAGUGAGUUGGUUAGGUAAAGAGGCCACAAAAGUAAAAGAAGGAGAGUCUCUUCUAACAGUAGACACACUUUAUAAAAUGCUUACAUUAAUAUCUCCUGACAGACAAAUACAAACAACAAAGAAAGCAACUAAAAAAGAAGUAAAAGCUUUAAACAAAGCUCUUAAGUUUCAAACGUUGGAGUUACAAAAGAACUUGGAUGAGUUUGAAAGAAUGUCAAAUGGUUUAUUGUCAGAUUUACAUGAAGAAAAAAACAAUCUUGUUAAAAAAGAUGGAGACAAUGAUUGUCAGACAUCUGCUAGCAAAUCGUCGAAACUGGAAAAAACUACAAAUAGUGAAUUGCCCAUGAAAAAGAAACCCCUUAAAAUUAAUAUUAUUUCCGCUACGCCAGUCGUUAAUUCUAAUAAAUAUUGUUGUUGGGCUCGUGCUAAAAUAAAUGAAAUCGACGAAAAAUUAAUGCCAAAACAUAGGCAUCCACUUAGUCUAUGUACAUGUUGUUGUAAAAAGGAUUUAGAUAUUUUUAGUAAGACAGGCACGUUUAGUCCUUCGACUGACCCUGUCAUUCUCGUUAAAGAUGAGCAUUCAGAUAUACAAAAAGCAUGUAAUACUAUUGAAAUAGGAGUGCAAGUAACACAAAAGUUAUCUAGUGAUACAAAUAUUAAUAAAACUAUUAAUUUAUAUAAAACAAAUGUUCAAAACAUAAUAAAACAGCAUGUUGCAAUUAAAACUGCGUCUACUGCUGAGAACUCGCAUACAAACAUCAAAAGUAGACAAAAAAUUUCAGGUACGGAGGAAUUAAAUUUUAUUACUAUAGCGAAUGGUUCCAUAAAUAUUAAUAGUAACAAUAAAGAAGCAAUAUUGCCUGUAGUUCAAAAUACUUGUAAAGAUAAUUCGGAGUCAAUUACAUUAUUACCUAAUAUUAUAGAUGUUGAUAACGACAUAACAGAUAACUCUGUAGACCAGGAAUCGGUUGAAACAAAGUCUAAUUAUACUCCAAUUAAUGUAUUAUCAGGUCCAGAUGAAUUAAUUUCUACUGUUACUACAACGAAAGCAUGUAUAAAUAUUAAUACUAACAAAGAAACAAUAGUGCCUAUGGUUCAAAAUGUGUAUAAAGAAACUUCAGAUCCAACAUUAUUACCUACUAUUAUAGAUGUUGAUAACGAUAUAACAAAUAACUCUGUAGAUCAGGAAUCAGGUCAAUCAGAGUCUAAUUAUGCUCCACAUAAUGUAUCACGAGUUCUAAUUAAUACAUCACAAGUUUCAUUUAACAUAACUUCUGAUAACAUUACUGAAGUUAACGCAUCGGAAAGUCCGUGUCUUACUGUAACGAACUCUCCGAAUAAAUCAACUAUAUCUGGAUAUGAACAAAAUAGUAAUAGAAUGUACAAUAAACGCACACGAAUGCCCUAUACAAAACAAAUAGUUGUGGAUGGUACAGGAGGAUUAAAACCUCAUACGAAAAAGGUCUUAUCCCUGAAUAGUAAACAUGUAGAGGCUCCAAUUUAUUUAGGAAAAAACAAAAUAUUGUUAACUGAUGUAAAUAUGCAUGAUGCACCUACAAAUAUUAAUAAAAUAGCAACAAGCGAAAACAAACCAUCAAUCGCAUACAACAGAGUUCAGACAGUUCUUCUAGCAGAGGGAGCGGAAAUGACAUAUGUAGAUAUGCAACCUGUAGAACUAUUGAAUAAACAACGACCUUCCAUGUGCCUUGACGUUGAUAAAACCAUUCCAACUAAUGUAAUUGAUAUAGCUAAUCUGAAAAUUUUAAACGAUGUUGUAGCACCUGUUAUCUCUUAUACUCAGAAUAUUAACGAAAUAGUUCCUGUGUCCAAUGAUGAAAAUACUGGAGUUCAAAUAAAUAAUAAUGAAUUGAAGGAACAAACUGUGGUUAUAGAAGAAAAGAGUAAUGCCAUUGAAAGCGUAAAUAGCAUAAAUUCUUGUGAAUUAUUAAAGACUACUGACAAUGAAAUAUCAAACACUGAAUCUAAUAUUAUAAGUAGUAAUAAAGAAAUUGAUACAUCACUGGUAUCAGAUUUGUACUCAGAAAAUACUAAAGAAUUAUCAACUGAUAACUCAUCAAUUGCACAAGAAAAUGAAGUUGAUGUCUCAAAUAUAAAAGUAGUUAAUAGUGAAAAUUCUAAAGAAAACACGAUGCAUGAGGAUAAUAAAAAAAAAAUAAUAGAAAAUGAAGCUGAUAGUUUGGGAACAGAAACAAUAGAUCUAGCUUUGCCUAAUUCAAACAAAAUGUCAGAAGAUCCAAAACCAGAAGAAGUAGAAUAUAAUACAAGUAUCCAAAGGAAAAGUAUAUUAUCCGAUCUUAUGGAAAUGUCCGGCAUUUCUACAGAAGAUGCUAAACCUAUGCCUAAUGAUAUCACACAUGAGUCAGGUGAAUUACUGCAUAAUGUAGAUCCGUAUGUAUCUCAUCCCUAUGUGAUGCAUCAUCAGUUAUAUCCAGUAAAAUCAUUCACCGAAUUAAAGUACGCAUGUGAAAAAAAUGGUAAAUUCUUUAAAUGCGAUCUAGAUACAGGACUGAUAACUACAAUAAAUGUAUGUAUUAAGAAAAACCCAAAAGAAUCCGAAUUACCACUACUAGCCCCAAAGAAUAAAAAAUCUGAGUCAGUAAUAGAUCUAACAGAUGACAAAGACGAUACGAGUGAAAUACAGCCACAGGUAAAAAUACCUUCAAAUAAAUUAGAAGUAUGUAAACAGAAGUUUAAAAAAAUCUCUACGGCUAAUAUUAGCGAAGGCAUUAAAGUAAUGUCUAUGAAAACUAACGCAAAACCUAUAAAACUGUUUAAAGUAUCGUACCCUUCCAUAUUAAAAAAGAAAGUAGAUGUUAAUCUUCUUAAUAAGAAAAUAUUGAACGUAAAGUCUUUAAAUAUAAAAAGGAAACGGAAACAGCAUUUAUUUGAAUCAGAAUCCACCAGUUUCCAAGAAAUCAUUUCUUCAGAAGGUAAACUUCAGGAAGAGGAUUCCAGUAGUCAUGAUGAUGACUCAGACGAUGAACCACUUGCAAAAAAAUUCAAAAGAUUAAGACAGGAGAAGUCAAUAAACGAUAGCACGAGUGUUGACAAUGAAGUAGUAAGCGUUUGUACUGAAAAUAUCUCUUCAGAUUUUGUAAAUGAUAUAUCAAAUGAAAGUGCAGAAAACAGGGUGGAACCACAUUUUUCCACGCCACUUGCCAUUAUGUCUGACAUAGAUAUGCCAGAAGAAGACUCUAUUCUUGGUGUUUGAAAAAUGGUAUAAGUUUGAGUGCCGUUUAUAGUUAAUGAUAAUUAGGUAUAAUUUAUUAAUAAUUCUUAUUCCUGAGCACGAUAUAAAAAGGCAUUGUGAGAUAAUUGUAUAUAUAUUGUAAAUAGUAGAUAAAUAGAGAGUAAUUUAUGUGUGAUUUAGAUAUGUAUGUACAUACAUUUUAAAUAAUUGGACAUGAUUUUGUCGUUGCUGUGCCUAAAUGAAAAAUCUAAUUAUUGAAAUCUAAUGAAAAUCGUUUUAUAUGUCACACAUAUUUAGAACAUCACAAAUGACGUCUACAAAGAUAUAUCUCUGGAAUGUUAUAGUAACAUUCUUUCAAGCUAGGUAAGAUUUUUUCAACAUGGUGUGUACAUUAGCAUUAUUAUAUUAUAAAUUGAAUUUAUACAAUUAUUUACAAAUUUUCAGAGACAAAAUCUUUUUUUCUAUUUUUCACUGAAUUGUACUAGAACGUCUGACAAAGGAAUACUUACCUAUUUCGAUCGGUCAACUUUAGUCAUGCAGACUAUGAAUUUUUAACAUUAUUUUAAUGUUAUUUACACAUACCUAUACAGCUUAUAUAGACGGCCAUAUGAACACGGUUGACUCUAUUGUAGAAAGAUUUCUGAAACAGUUGUUAUGUUAUGCAGUUACCAAUAACCCAUAAGGAUAUAUCAUGUAGAUAGGUACUAGUAGAAACACUAUUACCCGGAUUCGUUGUGUUGUUUACUCGAAGUGCCAAUCGCAAUCAAAUCGAAUAAAAUGUAAUUUUAUUGUAUUGAAUAAAUACCUGUUUCUUAUUUUAAUCACAGAAAGACAACCACAUGAAAAACAAUAUAGUCAUAUCUUAAGUUUGCGUUUCUUUAUACAUUCAAUUAUCUUAAUUUUCGAAGACUCGAUAACAAUUGGUCCGGUUAAUUGUGUUUCAUGGUACUUAAUUUUGAAUCACAUAGUUCACUACCAUGUUGUUAGAAAUACAAGUUCGGAUUAUGUUACAAACUAAAUGUGAAUACGAUUAAAUCUAUUUCCAUGUUUUACACUGGUUUUGUAAUUUAUCACCUUAUUUAAAUCAAGUUAAUAAAAUGGAAUUUGUCUAUAAUUUUAAGCAUCGAUUAUUUCAGUGUUAAGUAAUCUAUCUUUCGACGACGGCUAUUGGCUAUUAACAUCACGCUACGACCGAUAGGAACUGGGGUGCAUUCCCCCUCCAAUUCAAACGGGGAUUGAAAUCACGACGGUCUGACCGGAGGACCGAACUCCUAGCGGUGCCCUCAGACUAAAGUCGUAUCCGUCAGACGAGAGUUAGCCUUCAGCCGCCCCAUAAGUCCUUCCACGGUUUUGGAGUGACAUCUGCACUAUCGACCGGUAAAGCUGUAAAGGCCAGCUCCAACAGCAUUAGAG